Eublepharis macularius is the source of this 939-nucleotide messenger RNA. Its product is annotated as olfactory receptor 6N1-like. The transcript has a single exon. Gene Ontology annotation, cellular component: membrane. NCBI's taxonomy places the organism in Eukaryota, Metazoa, Chordata, Lepidosauria, Squamata, Eublepharidae. Gene Ontology annotation, biological process: G protein-coupled receptor signaling pathway. The record is from RefSeq and is a predicted model, not a curated record. The coding region runs from base 1 to 939 and encodes 312 amino acids. Gene Ontology annotation, molecular function: G protein-coupled receptor activity; olfactory receptor activity.
AUGUUAUCAGAAAACCAAUCUUCUGUACAUGAAUUCAUCUUUGUUGGUUUCUCUAACACUCCAAGCAUCCAGAUUUUUCUUCUCACUCUCUUUCUGCUGGCCUAUGCACUGACAAUAGCUGGAAACAUUACCAUCAUCACCAUUGUCCAGCUCUACCAGCAGCUCCACACGCCCAUGUACUUAUUCCUCAGCCAUUUGGCCUUGAUUGAGAUUGGACAUAUGACCAACACCACCCCCAAGAUGCUGGUGGACUUCUUAAAAGAGAAAAAGGUGAUCAGUAUUGCAGGCUGCUUCACACAGCUUUACUUUAACCUCUUCCUGGGUUUGACCGAGAACUUCCUGCUGGCACUCAUGGCUUAUGACCGCUACUUAGCCAUCUGUAAACCUCUUAACUACACCACUUUAAUGAAUUCUACAACUUGCAGAAAUUUGUCUCUUGGGUGCUGGGUUGGAGGGUUGCUGGCACCCUUACCUCCAAUGAUUAUGCUUUGUAGGCUGCCAUUUUGUGGACCCAACAAAAUCAACCAUUUCUUCUGUGAUUUAGCUCCAGUGCUGACUCUUCCAUGUGGAAACAAGUCAUUCACUGAAUUAUCCUUCUUUAUGUGCAUUUCCUCAAUGGUACUGGGUUGCUUCUCUUUGAUAGUUGUUUCUUAUGUUAAUAUUAUUGUUACCAUAUUGAGGAUGCCGUCUGCUGGAGGAGGGCAUAAAGCACUUUCCACUUGUAGUGCCCAUCUUAUUGUUGUAUCCAUAUAUUAUGGCUCAGUUAUGUAUAUGUAUGUCAGGCCUUCAGUGAGGGACAUCCGUGAUUCGGACAAAGUAGUGUCUGUCUUUUAUUGUACAGUGACACCAUUUCUGAACCCUUUCAUCUACAGCUUGAGGAACAAUAAGGUCCAUGAAGUAUUCAAAUUAAUGAUUUCUAAGAUAAGAGGUAUAAGCUAA